CCCCGACUGAACGCAAAACACUCUUCACUUCUCUCUCUCUCUUUUUUAUAGUUUCAUCUGCGUUUGUUUUGUCAUUUUUUGGGAUUUGUCUGAGUUUCUUUCUCAUUUCCCUCAACAACUCCUCAGCCGCGGGCGGAGCUGCCACCGGGGUUCAUUAAUGAGCCCUCCGCUGUUUCCCCAUGUGGAGGAAUGUUUGCGAGUGGGAGAGCAGAAAGAGGUGGGGGCGGGGGGCUGGUGAGAGAGACACAGCAGAGGAGGAGUGGAGUGUGAGAUUAUCCGCCGUACCUGCUGCUUCUGCCGCCGCCGCUGCUCCGAUAUUAACAGCUUCUUUCCGGGAUCUGAUGCUGCCCGGAGCGCGGAGGCAGCGCCGCUGGAGGCAACCCUGCUUCUGAGCCUCAGGUGGACAGAUGGAGACGGAGGAGGAGGUCAGCGAGCCCGGCGAGCCCCAGACAGGCGCGCCGCACUCCGAGGUGAACGGGGACCUGCCGGGGAACCCGUACCUGAGGGACGGGGCGCUGGACGGGGCGGGGAGUCCGGCCAGGGAGCCGGCGGCGCCGCAGUGUCCCCCAGAGUUCAGCCCCAGCCACCAGUGUGGAGAAAAGAUGCCGUUCCACCAUGUGACGGCAGGUCUGCUCUACAAGGGGAACUACUUGAGCCGCUCGCUGUCCGACAGCGACAGCGACGUUCUGGCCAGCAUCUCUGAGGAGGAGCUCCACGAGAUCCGGGAAGCGUUUAAGGUGCUGGAUCGUGAUGGGAACGGGUUCAUUUCCAAGCAGGAGCUGGGAAUGGCCAUGCGGUCUCUGGGGUACAUGCCCAGUGAGGUGGAGCUGGCCAUCAUCAUGCAGAGACUCGACAUGGACGGUGACGGACAGGUUGAUUUUGAGGAGUUCAUGACGAUUCUCGGCCCCAAGCUGCUGUCGUCUGAAACGAGAGAAGGCUUUCUGGGCAGCACGAUAGACACCAUCUUCUGGCAGUUUGACAUGCAGCAGAUCACCCUGGAGGAGCUGAAACACAUCCUCUUCUACGCUUUCCGCGAUCACCUGACCAUGAAGGACAUUGAGAACAUCAUCAUCAACGAGGAAGAAAGCCUGAAGGAAAACUCCGGGAACUGUCAGACGGAGUUUGAGGGAGUCCACCCGUCGAAGAAGAACCGUCAGACGUGCGUGAGGAAGAGUCUCAUCUGCGCUUUCGCCAUGGCCUUCAUCAUCAGCGUCAUGCUCAUCGCAGCCAAUCAGAUGCUGAGAAACGGCAUGGAGUAGCCGGGUGGAGCCAGACUGCAUGUGCAUGCCUGGUGGGCGAACCCGUGCCGCUGUAGACAGAACUACCAGGCGCAGCGAUCCAAACCGUCAACCAGGAAAAAAAACACACUUUGUUUUUCAUUUCAACGGCUCCAGUUGGCCCAAACAAACCCGCCAUGAAGCCAGCAUGAGGAGGCACCCGGGACUCCUCCCCCUUUACUCCGACCGGCACUUUAAGGGCUGACAUCACAUCCACUGUCGUCUCUGUUUCCCUGAUGCAAUAAUUCAAACAGAACAUUUAGAAACGAGUGCAGGAGUUGAGAUCCGCUCCAGACGGGAGGCGGGCCCGGCGCCCAGCAGGAGGCUGAUGAAGCACGAAGGGAGCAGCGCCACCGAAGCACACCAACAUGGCCGCCUGGUUCCUGCUGGGCCGCCAUACUUCAGCUCUCUGAUUAACUGCUGACUCUGUGGGCCGGCGUUAGGAAACGGUGAGAGAUGUUUCUGAAUGAGAGGGGAUCAUUUCCCCCUGCUGGAUGCCGGUCCGCUGAAAACUGACCAGAACCCGACCGCUAACGCUUCAGAGAACUGAAACCAUCCCUUCACCUGAAUUAGAUGCAAAAUGUUUGUAUCUAAACACGUAAAUCAUCGAUUCAACCGAGACAAAUCCAUUUUGUUUCGACUUGUUUUCUUCAGAAUCAGUAGCAAAUAAACAGAAUCAGAGAUUUGAAUUGUUAUAAAGCUGGAUUUAGUUACAUCUUAACACAACUAAUUAAUCUGGAGGUCUUUGAUUUCAUCCUUCAUCUAAUUUAAAAAUGUCACUCUUCUUAAAUUAGUUAUUUAUUUCACCUUUCUAUUUAUAGUCUGUUUUGGCUUUUGAGUUUUCAUCCUUUUUUCACUUCAAAAACACAAAAUCUUACCAAAGUAUUUUUGAUUUAGUUUCUACUACAAACAUCUUAGUUCACUUAAAAUAAGACAAACUAACUUACAAGCAGCUUUUUAGUCAGAAAUGAAGGUUUAUUUUAAGCAAGUAAUUCCUCAAUAUUGAUGAAAAUUUACUAGUUUCAUUGGCUCAAGUUUUUCUAAUCUGUGAUUUCACUUGAACGUCGACUCCUGGGAAAAUUAGCGGUUGUCGUAAAUAUUUUCCACUUGUGAAUAAUUUUUCUCUAUAUAGAGUUAUGACUUUAAUUUUUUCUUGUUCACUCCAGAGCAGCAAAACGUCUCCUUUCCUCUGCUUUUGGUGUAAAGCUUGUGAAACAACAGGGGUUUUUCUCAUAACUGUUUAGAUUCAAUUCAAACUGUUUUUACCUGCAGAUACUUCAUAUCGGACUAUUCAAUCUGUAUUUUCUGUUUUUGCAGCAUAAAAAUAUUUCAAAGAUGUUUUAGGGGCGUCGUAGAAAAAAAGAGGGAGGAAUUUCCACACAAAAAAAACUUUUGAGAAUUUUUUUUUUUUCUGAGUUUGAAAAGUUAAAAAUCUUCUAGAAAAAAAACUUUGAAAUUUUUUAUUUUAAUCUCAGAAAAUUUAUAGAGAAAACAUGAAAAUUUCCAAGUUUUAAAAGUCAAACGUUUUCUAGAAAAAUUACAGAAAUUUUGAGAUUAGUCUGAGAAAUUCUCUGGACAGAACUUAGAAAUUUCAGAGUUUGAAAAGUCAAAAAUGUGCUUGAAAAAAAGUUGAAAUCAGGCCCAGAAAUUAUCUAGAAAAAUAUAAAGUUUCUGAGUUUCAAAAGUUGAACGUUAGACUUUUCAAGUGUCAAAUUUUUGAAACUUUUUUAUUUAUCUGUAUAAUUUUUCUAGUUUCUCUAGGAAAUGUUUGACUUUUCAAACUCAGAGAAUUAAUUUCUGAUUUUUUUCAAGCAAAUUUCCAACUUGUCAAACUAAAAAAAAAAAAAUUUGUGAUUUCUAGAAGAUUUCUGAUAAAAAAUAUCAUUUUUUUCUUCCAAAAUGUUGACUUUUCAAACUCAUGAACUUUCAAGUUUUCUUCUGCAAACAUUUCUGACACUAAUAUAAAGAUUAGAUUAGUGCCUAAACUGAUUUUUUUCCUACCGUUUUUUCCUAGAAAAUUUCUGAUUUGUCAACCUAAGAAAAUUCUUUGUUUUCUAGAAUAAUUCUGAGAAUAAUCUAAAAAUAUAUGAGUUUAUUCUUGCAAAGUUUCAACAUUUCAAACUCAGAAAUCUAGUUUUUCCUGAACAUUCUUUGAGUUUUUUGCCCUUUCUUCUACCUAAAAUGGUAAAACACGUGUGAACUCGCCGUAGCUUCCGGUGACUCGCUGGUCACUGAUUCGGGUCUGAACUCCUGCAUUGCUUCUCAUUUACACUCUUAAAGGGCCAGCAGCCCCUCACUAACUGCAUGUGAUCGAGUCUGUGUCUUGUGUAAAUAUUGCAACCUCUGUGUGUCCCGUGUGUGUUUCGAUGUUUCUGUCUGUGCGUGUGUGUGUGUGUGUGUGUGUGCGUGUGUGUGAGACUGUCGGUGUUCUCUGCUCUCCGGGGGUUCAGAGUCCUGAAACAUCCGGGUCACUGACGUCCUUCCGGUUCCCUCUGAACCCUCCAUCCAAAGCCAUAAACUCUGCGGAGAUGAACCGGACAUCUAAAUGUCGUCUGUUCCUGUUUUCACAUGGAAACACGAGAUGUAACAGGCCUUUUUAGACAGAAAUUUGAUCUAAUUUGUUUAUUUUUUCACUUGUUAUCCACUCCGAUGGAAGGAGAAGUUGGUUUGUCAGUUUGUGUUAUAGUGCCAUCUAGCGGCGACGUCUCUCCACAGUGACUUCUGUAUUUUUCACGUUUCAAGCAGAUCUGUCUGGAAAACUGAUGCUAGAUGUUAAAAUGUCUUGUAAAAUGUACAGGCUGACCGCAUCUCUACCAGCAGCGCUGGAAGAGAAGCUCUUAUUUAAACUUGAUAUUUAUUGGGAUACAUUUCUUGCCUGUGGCAGAAAAAUAGAUUUUGAACCUGUAAAAGGUUUAAUUUAUCUACUUUUGGGACUCAUUGAGCUCCAAUGUAGUCUCAAAAACCUCCCAACGUGUUUUAUAAAUAUUUUAUUUGGUUUUUAUUUCAUUUGGUUUGAAGAAUUAAAUCUGCAGAAUGGUUGCAUGUCUCCAUCACUGAGUUACUCUGCAGCAGCAUGAUGGAUAAUUCCCUUCUUAAUUCUCACAUGUAAUUUUGUAAAUAUUUACCUGGACAGAAUAUCUCGACAAGCACAUACUGUACUUAAUGCACGUGCAAUAUUUACCUAGGCUAGACUUUCAGUCGUACUAUUUAUCAGGGGCAUAAUAAUUAUAAUCUAGUAAAUAUGGAAAUCUGGAUAAACGCAAAACAAAUAAUUGUUGCAAUAAAAACUUUUUUUUAAAGUGUGGUUUUUUUCGUCUUAUUGUUAUAGCAGGUUUUUAAUACAGACAUUGUGAAACCUGAUUCAUUGUUUAGUUAUAAAACUAUAAAGAAAUGAAAGUUUUGAAGGAUGACUUCUUGGAAAAAUAUUUUACAUUUUAAAAAAAUUUAAUUGUAAUCACAGUAAUUUCUCAGGGUUUUCCUGUAGCAUUUUGACUC
Gambusia affinis (western mosquitofish) is the source of this 4772-nucleotide messenger RNA. It is a transcript of the gene caln1, whose product is annotated as calneuron 1. Lineage: Eukaryota; Metazoa; Chordata; Actinopteri; Cyprinodontiformes; Poeciliidae. The record is from RefSeq and is a predicted model, not a curated record. Gene Ontology annotation, molecular function: calcium ion binding. The transcript is spliced from 6 exons. The coding region runs from base 408 to 1259 and encodes 283 amino acids.